Columba livia (rock pigeon) is the source of this 3511-nucleotide messenger RNA. RefSeq names its product transcription factor Dp-1 (gene TFDP1). Gene Ontology annotation, molecular function: RNA polymerase II transcription regulatory region sequence-specific DNA binding; DNA-binding transcription factor activity, RNA polymerase II-specific. Gene Ontology annotation, biological process: regulation of cell cycle; regulation of transcription by RNA polymerase II. The coding region runs from base 284 to 1480 and encodes 398 amino acids. The record is from RefSeq and is a predicted model, not a curated record. The transcript is spliced from 12 exons. Gene Ontology annotation, cellular component: transcription regulator complex; nucleus. NCBI's taxonomy places the organism in Eukaryota, Metazoa, Chordata, Aves, Columbiformes, Columbidae.
GCCGUUGGGGCCGUUGCUCUCCCGCCGCCUCCUCCCCUGCCCCCUCCCGCCGGGCUCGCCAGGCCCGCGCGCGCCGCCGCACAUGUGCAGUCGGGCGCCUCCGCAGCAGCGCGGCGGCGGGCGGGGGGUGCUCCCGCUCCGCGCUCCGGGUCCCUGUCUGGGGGCGGCGGCGGGGGAUGGAGCCGGCUCUCUUUGCCUUCGGCCGCUCAGAAAAUAGCGUUGUUGUCUCUGUGUCCUGCUGCUGUCAAGAUUUUAAGAGGACCGAUUUCUAGUCUUUGGUAACAUGGCAAAAGAUGCUGGACUAAUUGAAGCCAAUGGAGAGCUUAAGGUGUUCAUAGACCAAAACCUAAGUCCUGGAAAAGGAGUUGUUUCUCUACUGGCUGUUCAUCCUUCUACAGUAAAUACCCUUGGAAAACAGCUCCUGCCAAAAACAUUCGGACAGUCUAAUGUCAACAUUGCACAACAAGUGGUUAUUGGUACACCUCAGAGACCUUCAGCGCCAAAUACUAUCCUGGUAGGAAGUCCACAUACACCUAACACACAUUUUGUAUCACAGAACCAGACUGCAGAUUCUUCGCCGUGGUCUGCUGGGAAGCGGAACAAAAAAGGAGAGAAGAAUGGCAAGGGUUUACGUCAUUUCUCUAUGAAGGUUUGUGAGAAGGUACAAAGAAAAGGAACCACCUCAUACAAUGAGGUGGCAGACGAGUUGGUUGCAGAAUUCAGUACCACUGAUAAUCACAUUUCACCAAAUGAAUCAGCUUAUGACCAGAAGAAUAUUAGACGACGUGUCUAUGAUGCCUUAAAUGUCCUUAUGGCCAUGAACAUUAUCUCUAAGGAGAAGAAGGAAAUCAAAUGGAUUGGUCUACCUACUAACUCGGCUCAGGAAUGUCAGAAUUUAGAGGUGGAGAAACAGAGAAGACUUGAAAGGAUAAAACAAAAACAGUCUCAGCUACAAGAACUCAUUCUACAGCAAAUUGCCUUCAAGAACCUCGUGCAGCGAAACCGACAGGCAGAACAACAGGCAAAUCGACCGCCACCUUCCAAUUCUGUCAUCCAUUUGCCAUUUAUCAUUGUGAACACCAGCAAGAAGACAGUGAUUGACUGCAGUAUUUCAAAUGACAAGUUUGAAUAUCUAUUUAAUUUUGACAAUACUUUUGAAAUUCAUGAUGAUAUAGAAGUACUAAAACGAAUGGGAAUGGCUUGUGGGCUAGAAUCUGGAAGCUGUUCAGCAGAGGACCUAAAAAUUGCGAGAAGUUUGGUUCCUAAAGCUCUGGAACCAUAUGUGACAGAAAUGGCUCAGGGAUCAAUCAGCAGUGUAUAUGUCACAUCUUCGUCAGGUUCUGCAUCAAAUGGCACAAGAUUUUCAGCCAGGAUAUUUAAGACAUUUGUGUUUCAAGGCAAAAUUCCUGUCUUGAUGGGUUUUUUUUCAGGUAAGGAAGUACAGCUUUAUUCUUUCUCUCUCAAGAUAGUCUUUGAGUAGAUUCUUUUCACCCGUCUUUCUUCCAUCAGAGCUGGAAGGAUGUCCUUUUAAAGAUACAGUGUCUAGCUUACUUUAAAAGACUAAUGCAAUUACAUUUUUAAAGCUUUAAAAAAUACACCCUUUGUGUAGACUAUAGGUUUACUUGAAUGGAAAGUGAAAAAAAUAGAGAACUUGCAAGGGCAAGAGUUAAGCUCAGGCAUGUGUGGGACUAGCAGUGGUGAGGAGCAUGGUUUUUGCUCCAGCCCGUUCCUGCUGCCCAGAAAUGUGUGGGGAAUUCUGCCUGUUUUGCGCUGGGGAACUGAAGCUUGAGCGUGAAUACUACCAAAAUAUUUUUAGAGAAGUAGAACUUACACAGUAUGUAAAAAUCCCAUGUUUCCACUAAGGUUCCUUCUGUGAUAAAGAGUGUGGUGGUAGUGAAAAAGAGCACGUAUAUUUAGGCCACUGCUAGCCUGAGGCCAGUAGAACACCAGUGACUGUGGUUCAUUAUCUUAGUGAGAAGCACAAGAGCUCUUGCCACUUCUGUUUCUUAUGAGGUAGGAAAAGGAGAGGGACAAAUUAUGUUAGUACAUGUACAAAUGCUCAUGGCAAUAGGAAACUACAACAUGUGUAGCUUUUCUGGUACCAAAAGUUGCUGCCAAGGCACAUGAGAGCUGUAAAUUUAUUUAGCAAGGUCUCUAAAGUCUGCAGAAGACUGAAGAUGCAGCUACCAAUGCCUUCAUCCCAGUUUCUUUGUCUUGGUAGAAUACUCAGGUUAUGAGUCCAGUUUCAUUUUUAUCAAAAAGAGGGGAGACAGGUUUUUGGGCUUGUACUUUCAAAGUUCACAGGAACACAAGAAUAAUCUUCCCCUUCUCCCCCCCGUUUUGAAACUGCUUCUGCAAAUAAUUAUGGAGAAUCAGUUAUAAGUCAUCUAAUUACAGUUAGACAGAUAUCUUAGUAUCUUCUUUUCGAAUAAGUGUGCAGAAUAGCAGAAGCUCUUCCAAGUGUCAUAGUGGAUCUGUUUUCCUUGUGAGCUUCUGGAGUGUGUUCCUGCAGUUUUCUUCUGUGUAAUGAUAGACUUCCAAACCAUUGAAUUAGCUCCAUACAAACAAUAGUGUGCAUGAUUGAUUAUGUGCAUUAACUGGAUUAAAAAAUUACUAGCUAACAUAUUUUUGAAACCAGUCUAAAUGCUGCAUUUCUUUCAAGUUGGAGAUAAUAUUUCUGUGAUUUUUAGGAAAACAAUUUGUCAAGAAUUUGUGACCAAGUUUAUUAGUUUAUCAAACUGUGAGAAAGUAAACAAUAGAAAAAAUUGGCAAAAUAGCAAACAGUGAUAGAGGAAGCAGCGUUCUGGCUCUAUUAAAAUAAAAUACUUCUCGAUACAGUUAAUUCAUCUAGGAACAAGACAUUUCAGACUGUAUUCACAAUAUGGAUACUCUCUAAAUCUACUUGCUGAUCCAGGAGGUGUAUUUUCAGUGUAGGGAUAUUCUCACAGAGGGGAAAAUACGAGAUGCUGGAGAGGUUUUUUGGGUUGCUUUGUUAUUUUUUUUUAAACUAGGAAAGAGGAGCAUAAUGGGAAGAAAACAAUUGCAAGUUACGAAUACAGCACAUGUAGCAAUGCUGGUUUGAUACGCAGUAACAAGGAAUUAAAGAGAAGCUCUUAAUUCCUCAAUUUUGCAAGUAUUUGAAUCAGAUCAGUGCUUCUGAAAAACAUUACUCACUUCUGAUGAAAGUGUCCAGUGCUACAUAAAAAUAUUCAACGGUUUAGAUAGUUGUGUAGCCAUAACACUAAAUGUACUUUAGAAGAAGCCUGGAAGGUUCCAGUGAAAGGAUUUCAUCUUUAUAUUUAACAUAAAGAAGAAUCUAAUAAGAACCUAAUAAUAAAGAAAUCUAAUAAGAACCGUUUCAAAAUUACUUCAACUGUUUCUGCUUUUGAGAAAAAACUUAGACAUGUAUUAAAGACAAUUUAUAUAGUAGCAGUGGGAGAUCCAUUAAAGGAAUGGAAUAGAUGUAUGUUUCUGUUUAAGGGCACAGUAAACUGGGACAAAUAAUUAGGCA